This is a messenger RNA of Andrographis paniculata, 1089 nucleotides long. RefSeq lists its product as uncharacterized. The transcript is spliced from 7 exons. Gene Ontology annotation, cellular component: nucleus; cytoplasm. Lineage: Eukaryota; Viridiplantae; Streptophyta; Magnoliopsida; Lamiales; Acanthaceae. The coding region runs from base 1 to 1089 and encodes 362 amino acids. The record is from RefSeq and is a predicted model, not a curated record.
AUGUUGCGGCCGUUUUCGAGAGCAGUUUUCGGCAGCCGCCGUGCCCUCGCCGCCUCCAAGCAGGAUUGCAAUGGCCGAUUCGGUAUUAGUCGGUCGUCGAUGUGCUCCGCCGCGGUGAAGCGAGUGGGCACUCAUAGUGGCAGCUUCCACUGCGACGAAGCUCUCGGCUGCUUCAUGAUUCGCCUCACGGGGAAGUUCUCCGAUGCUCGUGUCGUCCGCACCCGCGAUCCCAAGGUGCUGGAAUCGGUUGAUGCGGUGCUGGAUGUGGGAGGGGUUUACGAUCACGCCAGGGACCGGUACGACCACCAUCAGAAGGGUUUUGAAGAGGUUUUCGGGCAUGGAUUUAAUACCAAGCUCAGUAGCGCAGGUCUUGUCUACAAGCAUUUUGGAAAGGAGAUCAUAGCUAAGGAGCUUCAAGCCGAUGAAGACCAUCCAGAUGUGCACAGAUUGUUUCUUGCUGUUUAUAAGAACUUCAUGGAGGCCAUCGACGCCAUUGACAACGGAAUAAACCAGUACGACACUAAAAGGCCACCAAGAUAUGUAAAUAAUACCGAUUUAUCUUCUCGACUUGGUAAACUUAACUUAGAUUGGAUGGAUCCUGAUCAAUCAGCUGAGAAGGAAGAUGAAGCCUUCCAACGUGCAAUGUCUCUGGCUGGCAAGGAGUUUUUGGAUAGCGUCUGGUACCACGCAAGAUCAUGGCUACCGGCUAGGUCAGUUGUGAAGAAAUGUCUUGAGGAGAGGCUCAACAUCGAUCCGAGCGGGGAAAUCAUGGUCUUGGAUACAUUUUGCCCGUGGAAAGUUCUUCUGUUUGAGCUUGAGGAAGAAAUGAAAAUCAACCCGCCUAUUAAAUAUGUAAUUUAUCAGGAUGAACGAAGCAAGCGGUGGCGAGUUCAGGCGAUGACAGUAGCACCAGACAGAUUUGAGAGCCGCAAAGCACUUCCUGCUCGGUGGCGUGGCUUGACAGAUGACGAGCUAUCUAAGGAGUCGGCUAUCCCCGGAGGUGUUUUUGUGCAUAUGAGUGGCUUUAUAGGUGGAAAUCAGACAUACAAGGGCACGCUCGCAAUGGCGAAAGCUGCUCUUAAGCUCUAA